Molecule: messenger RNA, 4102 nt
Organism: Vitrella brassicaformis
Lineage: Eukaryota; Vitrellaceae
Source: the annotation of a GenBank genome assembly
GAGCGCUCGGGAGAAAAAUACGUUGGUACGUCUCUCGGUCGGUCUGUCUCGCUGCGAUCCGAUCCAUCCAUCCAUCCCCGCAUCAUCAGACACCAGGCACCGAGGGUCCCUCACUCACACUCUGCUCUUCCCCCUCUGUAUCUGCCUCCCCCUCCAGUGCCUUGUCCUUGCCCCCCUUGGCCCUUGGGUCAGGGGUGUAGUCGACAUCUCGCACCGUGGCAGCCGUCGGUCUCUCGGGGCUGCCCAUCUCAGCUGCAGGCUGCUUCUCAGGGGACGAUGGUGUAGGGGACUCCGGGGAUGCGCCGUCAUGGUCAGCCGGGGGCGGCUGGUCGGGGCUUGAUGUGGCUGAGCCGGUGGCACCGCCGCUACCGCUGCUGCUGUCACUCUGGCCGAUGAUGGACGAGCCGCUCGGGGGCGGCUUGACCACCAUCUUGCCGUCGGGCGUAAAUUCUACCCACAUGUCAUCGUCGUCGUCCUCUGCAUCAUCACUGGGGCGCGGCAAGGCGGCAACUGGUUCGGGGUGGUCCGAUCGCUUGGCCUCGGUCGCGAAGAAUGCCCUGCGUGAAGGAAGGGUGGGGGAGAGGAGAAACAGAGACAGGGAUGGAUGGAUGGUGUGGUGUGGUUCGGUUAGCUUAGGUUACGCACUUGAAUUUGCGUUUCUCCUUGGCCUCCUCGUCCGCCUGGAUCUUCUUGACCUCACGGAGCAGCUUACUGCAUGGCAUUGCAUCCAGCGCACACAAACGAAACAGAGAGAGAGAUGCAUGGAUGGAUGGAUGCAUGGAUGGAUGGUGGAUGUCUUCACUGUUUUGCCUCGCCUGACCUACCUGAGUUGUGUGUCGUUCGGUGUGACGUCGAGUGCUCUGAUGACGUCCUUCUUGGCCUCAUCGAAGUCCUUGGACUCCAAAUGGGCGCGCGCACGGCGGUAGAGGGCCUUGACCAGGUGGGGGUCCACGGCCAGCACCUCCGUGCACCGGCGGAUCGUCAUGCCGUAGUGCCCCAACUCCAAAUGACACGCCGCCUGCACCCACACACACAUGGGGUGGCGUGAUGGGCUGGCCUGGGCUGGUGUGCCUUCAUGGUGCGUCGACGCACCUCAUUGAGUUUGCAGAGGGUAGUCAGGCGUUUCCUCUCCUGUUCGAUCGCACGGUUGGGCGCCACGAAGGAGAGGACCCCCGUCGCCCGCGUGUAGUGUCGCACGGCGUCCUCACACUGCCCCGACCGGAACGACGUGUUGCCCUGCUGCUUGCACUUCUCACCCCUGCAGCCAACACACCAACACACAUACGCUGUAUGUGUCCGCUUUUCGGUCCUCGUCGCUUACUCUUCGAGCCGCUGUCUGGCCUCGUCUGUGGUGACGAUGGCCGGCGCUGCCUCGCGGCGGGCUGUCAGGUUGAUCGUCUCUGCUGGCUCACUGAACGAAGGAAGGACACAGACAAUGGAGUGGGUCACAUGCUUGUGUAAGGGGGUUCGAUCUCCACUUGACGUACGUGUCUUCCUCGAUGAUCUCUGCGUCGUAUUUGCCGGAGGGCGGCACCUGGCCCAGCUGCCGCUGGUGAAUCGUCUCGCCAACUGACCAGAUCUUGAUGUCGUCAUCGAUGCCUGACACACAAAUGCAUUCACGCGUGUGGACGCGUGUGUGUGCGAGAGUGUGUGUGUGUGCGAGAGUGUGUGUGUGUGUGAGUGUGUCGGUGUGUGCCUUGACCUCACCUGAGGAUGCGAGUAGUGGUAGGGAUGGGUGUGGUGCGAUGGAGUUGACGAUGACGCGGUCGCUCUUCAUCUUGCGCAGCAGGCGGCCCGUCUUCUUGUCCCAGAUGAAGAUGUGACCGCAGUCGCCACCCGUCGCCACGUAGCCCUCGUCGCAGAAUAUGAAACGAGCCUGUCGGUUUAUAUAUUUGUGGCAAUGAAUCGAAUGCAUUACAGGUGCUGUGUUGUGUUGUGUUGGUCUGUGUGCUGUGGUGACCUCUCACCUCCUUUGCAAAUGUUUCGCUGUUGAGCCGACCCUUGUAGCUCUGCACCACCUGCACACACACGCAUUGCAUUGCAUUGCAUUGCAUUGCCGCCCAGAAAGACAACCGCAAACGCAUCCAUGUGUGUGUGGUUGUGUCAUGUGGGUCACUUGUGAGCAGAGUUCGAUCUCCCUGACAGUAAUGGCGGUGUACGUCCGCGUGUCAAACAUGCAGAUGUCGCCAGGACUGCACAUACACACACACAUCAGACAUUCAAAUCGCCCAUUGUGUUGUGUGUUGGUGUGGAUCCACAACGCACCGGUAGUUGACGAGCAGUUCUCCCUUGGUGGACCAGUCGACGUCACUCACACCAACGGGCUCGCCGCGGAUGGUUCGACGAACAGUGUCCCUGCACUCACACACGCAUGCUCAACACACGUACAAACGAAACAUCUGAGCAAUCAUGCAUGUCAAUCGGUGGGGGCUGCACAGACUUGAUGCCGUAUUCGCUCUCGGUGAGUUCCUUGGGCGCGCCCCAACGCUGCAGAGGCGUCUCGCUGACACACACAAACACACAGAGAGAGAGGGAUGAAAGGACCCACUUAGGGAUGGCUGUGUGUGCACGGUGUGUCUGUACUUGUCCUUGCGGAGGUCAUAGAUGCGAACUAUGGGAUCGUUGCUGCCGACGGCGAACAGAUGGGGAUUGGAUGGACUCACACGGACAGCGUUGCAGGCUAUGUCUGCACACACAACAAAGGAGAGUGCUGUGUGGUGUUUUGUGGUGUGGUGUGGUGCGGUGUGGUACAAACCUCCGUUUGGUCCGUCGAUGGUUUCGUUGAGACGGACGGCCACGGUACUCUUGUCAGUGCGCAGGUCGAACAAACGCACAUGAAACGGCUGACCGACCAGCACACAGCACGCAAGACAUACACUCACUACACAGCUGACUGAGGUGAGGCGAGGAGAGAGGAGGCUAAGAGAAGACCGUCCGUCUGUGUGUGUGUAGUGCACCCACCUGUACAGUGCAUAGGAAGAGGUUUCUGUCGUCGGGUAAGAAGUCGAUCUUGACGGACAUCGGCCCGGCGCCCCACAGCACCUUGCCCCCAUCACCCACACGCACAUCCGUCAACCUGACACACAACACAACACACAACACAACACCACGACACAACACAUCACAACACGAUACACACAGGCAGCGAGCAAGCAAAGCCUCAUGGACGCUACACUGCCACCCCUUGAUGUGAUGUGUGUGCUGCCACCCCUUCCCCUGAUGUGUGUGUGUGUUGGGUGAGCUUACACGACUCUGCCAUCGGCGCCGCAUGACACGGCCUUGCUGUCGUCAGAGUGCGGCACGAAGCGGGUGCCCUGCGUUGUGACACAGAAACACAGGGAGGGAAAGGCCACAUGACCAAUGCGAGUGCCGUGUGCGUGUGUGGGGUGUUGGGUGCGCACCAGUAUGUUGUGUGUAUGUGCGGUGGGGACGCGGUGGAGCAGACGAUAGUCAGACGACCAGAAACACUGACACACACACGCACGCAGAAGGAGCCGAAGCAAAGUGAACGUUGAAGCAGUCAGUGCUUCUCUUCUCGCGUCGGUUCUGCUCAGCCACUCCCUGAGUCACCCAUUCCAUGCUUGUGCUCGCUCACCAGGUGGACGUCGUCCGAUCCCGACACCAAACGAGUCCCACUACCAUUCCAGUCCUGGUCAUGCGAAUCGAAUUAACCACACCAACAGACACACACACACACGAGCGAAGGAAACGAGAUGAAUGAAUGGAUCGUCCAUCCCCCUUUCUUUCAUGUCAUCUCUCUUACGAUGCUGUUGACGCAGCCUCUGUGCGAGGUGAGCUUCUUGCUCAGUUCGAGCCGCUUGACAAACACAGGACUGCCGACAAUGCUCUGCCGCACAUUAGCACCAAACGGCCCAUUACUCAGACGGGUGGGGUAGCCCUGCCGCCGCUGCGUGAUGCACUCGAGCAGCGACGCUGGGCGGCGGACGGAAUGGGUGCUGCUGCUGGAGGGCUCAUGGGAAGACGACGCCUCUGCCUGCAUCUCCUCUAUUUUUCUUGCUUGGUUCCUCAGGAAUCGCUUCUGUUUCUUAGCCAUACACUCAACUACAGCCUGGAAUCGUCGUUUGUGCCCUCUUUUUCGUCG